AUGAAGGGACUUUCACAAGAAGAUCGCAAAAUUAUCAAGAAUCACCCUCUCACCAACUCAGUCAAUCAUCUACAAGCCGCGCUUCAGGAAGCUGAAAAAAUAUAUGAAUCACAUCGAACGCCCGCCUCCGAAAGGCAAAAGGAAACUUCAGGUACGACGACUACCAGCCGCUGGUGCACCUGGUUAUUCAAAGGCCUCCGACUGAAUCCCAGAACGUCGAAACCUGGAACUUCGAUGUCUGGAGCGCGGUCUUUUGUCUUAUUGACGCCGUCUCGCGAGGCACUCCCCCUCCUCCUCAUCAUCAUCCUACAUCAUCCCUCCAACAGACGCCCUGGCUGCGCAACACUAAGCAGUUUCGCCAAUUCUACAGAAUAUCGAAAGCACGUUGACAUUGUGCUGAAGGAGGAACUUGGGGAGAUACACGUCGACAUCCCUAGAUUCUUUGACGCGUACUUUGGAUACAUUCCACAACUCACUGCAGUUUCACAAUCGGUGUUGGAGGAGUGCGAGAAGGGGAACAGCCCACUUUACCGUGAAGAUGAGGGCUGGAAGGGCUGGCCUGAACUUGCGGCAGAAAAAGACGUUCUGAGAUGGCUGGCUAACAUCAUCGCUGAGCUUGUACGAUUAGCCGAAGCACAAGAGCCGUCCUGGAAGAUCGAUCGUAGACCUCUCGCACAGCCAAGCCAGCCACUACAAGGGUCUGUCGCGGAGAGAAAGCUCGAUGUCGGCCUUGUCGAUGAUCUGACGGCCACAGUGGACUCGAAAUGUCACUGGUCACAAAUCCUGGUGCCAGGGGAGCUGAAGAACGACCCGAAAUACGACAGGAAAUCCGGUGCAUGGUUUGAUCUUGGCAGGUACGCCCGAGAGGUCCUCGCUGCGCAGGACACCCGUCGUUUCGUGCUCGGGUUCACCCUCUGCGGGCAGUUCCUACGACUGUGGAACUUUGACCGCCUGGGCGGAAUCGCGUCGGAGGAAUUCAACAUCAACCGGGACGGCCUUCGAUUUGUGUCUGUUAUCCUUGGAUUCCUCUUGAUGAGCCGGAAACAGCUUGGGUUUGAUCCUACCAUCGUCGCGACCGGGACCGAACGGUAUAUUGAAAUUGAUAGGAACGGUACGAAGGAACGGCUGAUUAUCGACGAGACUGUUGGACGAGCACGUUGUGUUGCCGGACGAGCCACAACCUGCUGGAAGGUAUACUGUGAGACAGACAAAUUACAGACGCCGCUGGUUGUCAAGGACUCCUGGCAGUAUCCGGAACGCACUGAGGAAGGAGAGUUGCUGCGAGAGGCGAUGGCGAAGGGGGUCAAGAAUGUCGCGAGGUAUUAUCACCACGAGACAGUUCGCAUUGACAACAAGGAUGAUGAUGUCUUGACUAUCAGAAAGGGCCGAGGUAUUCCGAUUUCGAAAGAUGAGAAGGGUGGCUUUAACGCGAGAGUGCGGCGUAGUAGGUCUCAAAGAGGAAAAAAGAGCCAGGGCAGCACCGCCGGCCAGAAGCGAUCAUCUGACUGCGUGGACAAGGCAUUUCCUCCUCCCCCAAGUAGGCGUACCCAGUCAAGUUCUCCAUCCAAAUCUGCCGGCAGCUCAGCCCCAUUCAAUCGAGUUCACCGCCGCGUCGUCAUCCGGGAUUACGGGAAACCAAUCUAUGAGAGUAGUUCGAAGGCUACACUUCUCACUGGGCUGGCCCGCUGUAUUGAAGGAUACAUGUCACUCCAUGAUGAGGCUGGCCUCAUCCAAUGCGACGUUUCCCCCCGGAACCUGAUGGUGAAUGAGGACAAGGACAACCCAUCAUGGCCUGCCUUUCUGAUCGACCUUGACCUGGCAAUCAAGUUAGAACGGGAUGGGUCUUCCGGCGCACGGGGCAAAACGGGCACCAGAGCGUUCAUGGCCAUCGGUGUCUUGUACGGCGAAAAGCAUUGUUUCAUGCAUGAUCGGAGUCGUUCUUCUGGGUCCUGUUCUGGAUAUGCAUUCACUACGAUGCCCCAGGGAAGGGAAGGAUUGUCGAGCGUUUUGAGGAGUGGAAUUAUGUGA
Messenger RNA from Histoplasma mississippiense, 2028 nucleotides. RefSeq lists its product with no specific name. NCBI's taxonomy places the organism in Eukaryota, Fungi, Ascomycota, Eurotiomycetes, Onygenales, Ajellomycetaceae. The coding region runs from base 1 to 2028 and encodes 675 amino acids. The record is from RefSeq and is a predicted model, not a curated record. The transcript has 2 exons.